Molecule: messenger RNA, 1467 nt
Organism: Saccharomycodes ludwigii
Lineage: Eukaryota; Fungi; Ascomycota; Saccharomycetes; Saccharomycodales; Saccharomycodaceae
Gene: GPI18
Product: GPI-anchor transamidase GPI18
Exons: 1
Coding region: 1-1467 (488 amino acids)
Biological process (GO): GPI anchor biosynthetic process
Cellular component (GO): endoplasmic reticulum membrane; mannosyltransferase complex
Molecular function (GO): alpha-1,6-mannosyltransferase activity; GPI mannosyltransferase activity
Source: RefSeq, a predicted model, not a curated record
AUGCGUGCUUCAAAUAAUAAGCCUGGUGAUGGAGAAUCAAGAAUUCCAACAUUAACCAAAAAUAAUGUUGUUUAUACCAAAAUCCGUACUAAACCAAAAUAUUUACGUACCAUCACAAAAAUUUUCAUUCUCGUUCGAUUAUUCCAAUUUGUGUUGGUGUAUUUAACGCCAAAUAAACAAUUUGAUACAUCGACAGCAAUUUUGCUUAAUGAGUUAAAUUUGGAUUCUUCGUAUUGGAUAAAUAAGAAUGUUUUAAACAAAUUACUUUCGUGGGACUCAACGUUUUUCAUAAAAAAUAUUAUCAAUAGUGGGAAUCCAGUUUAUGAAAAUGAAUAUGCAUUUUCCCCGUUGUGGUGCAAGUUUCUGAGGGCAGUGCUAUCCUGGUCUGGUUCCAACAUUAAUGAUGACCCAUUUUUAUUACUGAAAUUAACCAUUUUAGCUAAUUUUGUACAAUAUCUAUCCGCAAUCUCUUUAUAUUAUUUAACUUUAAAUGUAUUUAAAAAUACCAAUAUGAAGUUCCAUGAUUUAAAUAAUUUGGCAUUCAAAAGCAGCCUAUUAUAUGUUGUAUCUUCUAGCGCUGGCUUCGCUUUAACCUUUUAUUCAGAGGGUUUAUCUGCAUUGUUUACAUUUUUAGGAUUAAUAUUCAGGAGCGUAUAUGUCAUAAACUAUAACAAUGGAAUGCUGGGUAUUCAUACGUGGUGGGAUGGGUUGAAAUAUAGCAUUAUCACACCACUUUUAUUUGGCGUUGCUGUCAUAAAUAGGCCAAAUUGUAUUUUAUUGGGAUAUAUAUAUAUUUCUGAUUUAAUGAAAUUAAUCUCAGCAAAAUACCUUACAACUGGAAACCUUACUAAUAAUGAUAAUAAACACGCAUUUAUUUAUCCGUUAGUUGGUGGAUUUAUCCUCUUCAUGAUAUUUAUCAAAGAAAUGUAUUAUACACCAUAUGUUACUUUUUGUAGUAAUAUUGAUAAAAACAGUAAUAGUUCCUGGUGUUCCACCUCCAUUACUUCAUAUUUGCCCUUCAUUACCAAAACAAACCUCUACAGCUAUAUUCAAUCAGAAUACUGGAAUGUUGGUCUAUUUAAGUAUUGGACUUUAAACAACAUACCUAACUUCCUUUUUGCUAUUCCAAAUACAGUACUUUGUGUUUGUGCCUGCAACUAUUUUGAAAAAAAACAUGUGGUUAAGGCUCUACAACCGCUAAUUCACAUUACCAAGCUUUUUUUAUUGGUUGUGUGGUUUGUAGCGCACACGCAGAUAAUAAAUAGAAUUAUUAAUUUUAUCCCAUUACAUUUAUGGUAUAUCGCAAGUGUGUUAAGUACAAAAACACGAUUUAGCGCAUCGGAAAAUGUCUUAGAAUAUGACCCCAUUAAGAUUGAUAAAUAUAUUAUCACAAUUUAUUUGUAUUGGUUAAUUUUAUGGUUUCCCUGUCAAACAGUAUUGUUUUCUGCAUUUUUACCACCAGCAUGA